Nothoprocta perdicaria is the source of this 10209-nucleotide messenger RNA. It is a transcript of the gene TENM3, whose product is annotated as teneurin transmembrane protein 3. The coding region runs from base 1 to 8127 and encodes 2708 amino acids. Gene Ontology annotation, molecular function: cell adhesion molecule binding; protein heterodimerization activity; protein homodimerization activity. The transcript is spliced from 28 exons. Gene Ontology annotation, biological process: signal transduction; heterophilic cell-cell adhesion; neuron development. NCBI's taxonomy places the organism in Eukaryota, Metazoa, Chordata, Aves, Tinamiformes, Tinamidae. The record is from RefSeq and is a predicted model, not a curated record. Gene Ontology annotation, cellular component: neuron projection; membrane.
AUGGAUGUGAAGGAACGUCGGCCUUACUGCUCCCUGACGAAGAGCCGGCGGGACAAGGAGCGGCGCUACACCAACUCGUCGGCGGAAAACGAGGAGUGCAGAGUGCCGACACAGAAGUCGUACAGCUCCAGCGAAACCCUGAAGGCUUUUGAUCAUGAUUCCUCUAGGCUGCUCUAUGGAAACCGGGUAAAAGACUUGGUCCACAGAGAAGCAGAUGAGUAUUCGAGACAAGGACAGAAUUUUACCCUAAGGCAGCUAGGAGUGUGUGAGCCGGCAGCUCGUCGAGGCCUGGCGUUCUGCGCGGAGAUGGGGCUCCCGCACCGAGGCUACUCCAUGAGCGCGGGCUCGGACGCCGACACGGAGAACGAGGGCGUGAUGUCUCCCGAGCACGCCAUGCGCCUCUGGGGCCGCGGCGCCAAGUCGGGCCGCAGCUCCUGCCUCUCCAGCCGCUCCAACUCGGCCCUCACUCUCACCGACACCGAGCACGAGAACAAGUCCGACAGUGAGAAUGAGCAACCUGCAAAUACCCAAGGGCAGUCGACGCUGCAGCCGUUGCCUCCGCCGCACAAGCAGCACUCGGCACAGCACCACCCGUCCAUCACCUCGCUUAACAGGAACUCCCUGAGCAACAGGAGGACCCAGAGCCCGGCGCCGCCGGCUGCGCUGCCCGCCGAGCUGCAAACCACACCUGAGUCCGUCCAGCUGCAGGACAGCUGGGUCCUUGGCAGUAAUGCGCCUCUGGAAAGCAGGCAUUUCCUAUUCAAAACAGGAACAGGGACCACGCCGCUGUUCAGCACUGCGACACCAGGGUACACAAUGGCAUCCGGCUCCGUGUAUUCCCCUCCGACUCGGCCGCUGCCGAGGAACACCCUGUCCAGAAGUGCUUUUAAGUUCAAGAAGUCUUCAAAGUAUUGCAGCUGGAAAUGCACCGCCCUCUGUGCUGUAGGAGUCUCGGUGCUGCUGGCAAUACUGCUUUCCUACUUUAUAGCAAUGCAUCUGUUUGGCCUCAACUGGCAGCUGCAGCAAACUGAAAAUGAUACWUUUGAGAAUGGAAAAGUGAAUUCUGAUACUGCGCCAACACAUCCUGUAACAGUACCUGCUGGAGAAAAUGGAAAAGUAGGGGGAUUUGCACAAGAAAACAACACUAUAGAUUCUGGAGAACUAGAUAUAGGCCGAAGAGCAAUACAAGAAGUUCCUCCUGGAAUUUUCUGGAGAUCACAACUCUUCAUUGAUCAGCCACAAUUUCURAAAUUCAAUAUAUCUCUUCAGAAGGAUGCACUGAUUGGAGUAUAUGGCCGAAAAGGCUUACCACCUUCACAUACUCAGUACGACUUCGUGGAGCUGCUGGACGGCAGCCGGCUGAUCGCGCGGGAGCAGCGCAACCUGCUCGAGGCGGAGCGAGCGGGCCGGCAGGCCCGCUCCGUGAGCCUGCACGAGGCCGGCUUCAUCCAGUACCUGGAUUCGGGCAUCUGGCACUUGGCCUUUUACAACGACGGCAAGAACGCCGAGCAGGUGUCCUUUAAUACCAUCGUUAUAGAGUCUGUCGUGGAGUGCCCCCGGAACUGCCACGGCAACGGAGAGUGCGUUUCUGGGACGUGCCACUGUUUCGCCGGCUUCCUGGGCCCCGACUGCUCCCGAGCGGCCUGCCCCGUGCUGUGCAGCGGCAACGGGCAGUACUCCAAGGGGCGCUGCCUCUGCUACAGCGGCUGGAAGGGCACCGAGUGCGACGUGCCGGCCACCCAGUGCAUCGACCCGCAGUGCGGCGGCCGGGGCAUCUGCAUCAUGGGCUCCUGCGCCUGCAACUCGGGCUACAAAGGGGAGAACUGCGAGGAAGCUGAUUGCCUAGACCCAGCCUGUUCCAGCCACGGUGUUUGCAUCCACGGCGAGUGUCACUGUAACCCAGGCUGGGGGGGUGGCAACUGUGAGAUCCUGAAGACGAUGUGCCCGGAUCAGUGCUCCGGCCAUGGCACCUACCUUCAAGAGAGCGGUACCUGCACCUGUGACCCAAAUUGGACAGGUCCAGAUUGCUCCAAUGAGAUCUGCUCCGUGGACUGCGGCGCGCACGGCGUCUGCAUGGGCGGCACGUGCCGCUGCGAGGACGGCUGGACGGGCGCCGCGUGCAGCCAGAGAGCGUGCCACCCGCGCUGCGCCGAGCACGGCACCUGCAAGGACGGCAAGUGCGAGUGCAGCCAGGGCUGGAACGGCGAGCACUGCACUAUCGCUCACUAUUUGGAUAAGAUAGUGAAAGAGGGCUGCCCUGGCCUGUGCAACAGCAACGGGAGGUGCACGCUGGACCAGAACGGCUGGCACUGCGUGUGCCAGCCCGGCUGGCGCGGGGCCGGCUGCGACGUGGCCAUGGAGACUCUGUGCACUGACAGUAAGGACAACGAAGGAGAUGGGCUGGUGGACUGUAUGGAUCCUGACUGCUGUUUGCAGAGCUCUUGCCAAAAUCAGCCUUACUGCCGUGGACUCCCUGAUCCCCAAGAUAUUAUCAGCCAAAGCCAGCAGUCGCCCUCUCAGCAAGCUGCCAAAGCAUUUUAUGACCGGAUCAGUUUCCUCAUAGGAGCGGAGAGCACUCACGUCAUCCCCGGCGAAAGCCCUUUCAACAAGAGCCUUGCRUCUGUCAUAAGGGGCCAGGUACUCACUGCUGAUGGAACACCCCUCAUUGGUGUCAAUGUCUCCUUCUUACACUAUCCAGAGUAUGGAUAUACAAUCACUCGGCAAGACGGAAUGUUUGACUUGGUAGCAAAUGGUGGCGCCUCCCUGACACUGGUGUUUGAACGAUCACCCUUCCUGACACAGUUUCACACGGUGUGGAUUCCCUGGAAUGUCUUUUAUGUCAUGGAUACCCUGGUCAUGAAAAAGGAAGAAAAUGACAUUCCUAGCUGUGAUCUGAGUGGAUUUGUACGGCCCAACCCUGUUAUUGUGUCAUCACCUUUAUCUACCCUCUUUCGAAUUUCUCCGGAAGAUAGUCCUAUCAUCCCAGAGACACAGGUGCUUCAUGAAGAGACUACAAUACCAGGAACUGAUCUGAAGUUAUCCUACUUAAGCUCCAGGGCUGCAGGCUACAAAUCUGUUCUGAAGAUCACAAUGACCCAGUCUGUUAUACCAUUUAAUUUAAUGAAAGUUCACCUUAUGGUGGCAGUGGUGGGAAGACUUUUCCAAAAAUGGUUCCCUGCGUCCCCAAAUCUGGCGUACACUUUCAUAUGGGAUAAAACAGAUGCGUACAACCAGAGAGUCUACGGAUUAUCUGAAGCUGUUGUGUCUGUAGGUUAUGAGUAUGAGUCUUGCUUGGAUCUAACUCUUUGGGAAAAGCGGACUGCCAUUCUGCAAGGCUACGAACUGGAUGCCUCAAACAUGGGUGGUUGGACAUUGGAUAAACAUCACGUGUUGGAUGUGCAGAAUGGAAUCCUGUACAAAGGAAAYGGUGAAAAUCAAUUUAUAUCUCAGCAGCCCCCAGUUGUUAGUAGCAUUAUGGGCAAUGGAAGAAGACGCAGCAUCUCCUGCCCGAGUUGCAAUGGCCAAGCGGAUGGUAAUAAAUUACUGGCCCCCGUUGCCUUAGCGUGUGGGAUAGAUGGCAGCCUCUACGUGGGGGAUUUCAACUAUGUUCGGCGGAUAUUUCCAUCUGGAAAUGUAACGAGUGUUUUGGAACUCAGCAGCAACCCGGCUCACAGAUACUACCUCGCCACAGACCCUGUCACYGGAGAUCUGUACGUCUCUGACACAAACACGCGCAGGAUUUAUCGGCCCAGGUCGCUCACCGGUGCCAAAGACCUGACCAAAAACGCCGAGGUGAUCGGAGGGACUGGGGAGCAGUGCCUGCCGUUUGACGAGGCAAGAUGUGGUGAUGGAGGCAAGGCGGUGGAGGCAACGCUCAUGAGCCCUAAAGGAAUAGCAAUCGACAAGAAUGGGCUAAUCUAUUUUGUCGAUGGCACCAUGAUCAGGAAAGUAGAUCAAAAUGGAAUCAUAUCCACGUUGCUUGGCUCCAACGACCUGACCUCAGCACGACCGCUCACCUGUGAUACCAGCAUGCACAUCAGCCAGGUACGCCUGGAGUGGCCUACAGAUCUAGCUAUCAACCCGAUGGAUAACUCCAUUUAUGUUUUGGAUAACAACGUGGUUCUGCAGAUCACAGAAAACCGCCAGGUUCGCAUCGCCGCCGGGAGGCCGAUGCACUGCCAGGUGCCUGGAGUGGAGUACUCGGUGGGAAAGCACGCGGUGCAGACCACACUGGAGUCAGCAACUGCCAUUGCCGUGUCCUACAGCGGGGUGCUUUACAUCACAGAGACCGAUGAAAAGAAGAUUAAUAGGAUACGGCAGGUUACAACCGACGGAGAGAUAUCCUUAGUUGCUGGAAUACCUUCCGAGUGUGAUUGCAAAAACGACGUCAACUGCGACUGCUACCAGAGCGGCGACGGCUACGCCAAGGACGCCAAGCUGAACGCGCCUUCCUCUCUGGCGGUGUCUCCGGACGGAACGCUCUACAUCGCCGACCUGGGCAAUAUCAGGAUACGGGCCGUGUCGAAGAACAAGCCCUUGCUGAAYUCCGUGAACUUCUAUGAAGUUGCUUCUCCCACUGAUCAAGAGCUGUACAUCUUUGAUGUCAAUGGUACGCACCAGUACACUGUGAGUUUAGUCACUGGAGACUAUAUCUACAACUUCAGCUACAGCAAUGACAAUGACAUUACUGCGGUAACGGAUAGCAAUGGGAAUACGCUCCGUAUCCGGCGCGAUCCCAACAGGAUGCCAGUGAGAGUGGUCUCCCCCGAUAACCAGGUCAUCUGGUUGACGAUAGGCACUAAUGGGUGUUUGAAAAGCAUGACUGCCCAAGGACAGGAGCUCGUUUUGUUUACCUACCACGGCAACAGUGGCCUUCUGGCAACCAAAAGCGACGAGACCGGAUGGACCACGUUUUUCGACUACGAUAGCGAGGGCCGCCUAACAAACGUUACAUUCCCAACUGGAGUUGUCACUAACCUUCAUGGGGAAAUGGAAAGGGCCAUUACAGUGGACAUUGAAUCAUCCAGCAGAGAGGAAGAUGUCAGCAUCACUUCCAAUUUAUCAUCAAUUGAUUCUUUCUAUACCAUGGUUCAAGAUCAGUUGAGGAACAGCUACCAGAUCGGCUAUGAUGGCUCCCUGCGCAUCCUGUACGCCAGCGGGCUGGAUUCCCACUACCAGACGGAGCCGCACGUGCUGGCGGGCACGGCCAACCCCACGGUAGCAAAGCGCAACAUGACCCUGCCCGGCGAGAACGGCCAGAACGUGGUGGAGUGGAGGUUCCGGAAGGAGCAAGCCCAGGGAAAGGUCAACGUGUUUGGCCGCAAGCUCCGGGUUAACGGCAGAAACCUCCUUUCAGUUGACUUCGACCGAACCACGAAGACGGAGAAGAUCUACGACGACCACCGCAAGUUUCUGCUGCGGAUCGCCUACGACACGUCGGGGCACCCGACGCUGUGGCUGCCCAGCAGCAAGCUCAUGGCUGUCAACGUCACCUACUCGUCCAGCGGGCACAUCGGCAGCAUCCAGCGCGGCACCACGAGCGAGAAAAUCGAGUACGACGGGCAGGGGAGGAUCGUGUCGCGCGUGUUCGCCGACGGCAAGACGUGGAGCUACACGUAUUUGGAAAAGUCAAUGGUUCUUCUGCUUCAUAGCCAGCGGCAGUACAUCUUUGAAUACGAUCUGUUGGACCGGCUCUCGGCCGUCACCAUGCCGAGCGUGGCCCGGCACACCAUGCAGACCAUCCGCUCCAUCGGCUACUACCGGAAUAUCUACAACCCCCCSGAGAGCAACGCCUCGGUCAUAAUGGACUACAACGAAGAAGGACAGCUCCUUCAAACGGCGUUCCUGGGCACGAGCCGGAGAGUGCUGUUCAAGUACAGGCGGCAGACCAAGCUCUCCGAAAUCCUGUACGACAGCACGAGAGUCAGCUUCACUUACGACGAGACGGCCGGCGUCCUGAAAACGGUGAACCUCCAAAGUGAUGGUUUCAUCUGCACCAUUAGGUACAGGCAGAUCGGCCCGCUGAUCGACAGGCAGAUAUUCCGCUUCAGCGAGGACGGAAUGGUCAAUGCCCGGUUUGACUACAGCUACGACAACAGCUUCCGAGUGACCAGCAUGCAGGGCGUCAUCAACGAAACGCCCCUGCCCAUAGAUCUGUACCAGUUCGAUGAUAUCUCUGGUAAAGUGGAGCAGUUUGGAAAAUUCGGCGUCAUAUAUUAUGAUAUCAACCAGAUCAUUUCUACGGCUGUAAUGACUUACACAAAACACUUUGAUGCCCAUGGCCGCAUCAAGGAAAUUCAGUAUGAAAUAUUUAGGUCGUUAAUGUAUUGGAUUACAAUUCAGUACGAUAACAUGGGACGAGUGACAAAAAGAGAAAUCAAGAUUGGACCGUUUGCCAACACCACAAAAUACGCCUAUGAAUAUGAUGUAGAUGGUCAGCUCCAGACAGUCUAUCUAAAUGAAAAAAUCAUGUGGCGAUACAACUAUGACUUGAAUGGCAACCUCCAUUUGCUCAACCCCAGCAACAGUGCCCGCUUGACGCCGCUUCGCUAUGACCUGAGAGACAGAAUAACUCGACUCGGUGACGUUCAGUACCGCUUAGAUGAGGAUGGAUUCCUGCGACAGAGGGGCACCGAGAUCUUUGAGUACAGCUCCAAGGGCCUCCUUACRAGAGUGUACAGCAAAGGCAGCGGGUGGACGGUCAUUUACCGGUAUGAYGGACUCGGACGGCGAGUUUCCACUAAGACUAGCCUUGGACAGCAUCUCCAGUUCUUCUAUGCAGACCUUACUUAUCCGACCAGGAUAACGCACGUAUACAACCACUCCAGUUCUGAAAUCACGUCUCUCUAUUAUGACCUGCAAGGACAUCUUUUUGCCAUGGAAAUUAGCAGUGGUGAUGAGUUCUACAUUGCGUCAGACAAUACAGGGACACCAUUGGCUGUUUUUAGUAGCAACGGUCUCAUGCUUAAGCAAAUUCAAUACACUGCUUAUGGAGAGAUCUACUUUGACUCUAACCUUGACUUUCAGCUGGUAAUAGGCUUCCAUGGGGGCUUGUAUGACCCCCUGACCAAGCUAGUCCACUUUGGAGAGAGAGAUUAUGACAUAAUGGCAGGCCGAUGGACCACACCUGAUAUCGAGAUCUGGAAAAGAAUUGGGAAAGACCCAGCUCCUUUUAAUUUGUACAUGUUCAGAAACAACAACCCGGCCAGCAAGAUACAUGAUGUGAAGGAUUAUAUCACAGAUGUUAACAGCUGGUUGGUGACAUUUGGCUUCCACCUGCACAACGCCAUUCCUGGAUUUCCUGUUCCCAAAUUUGACUUAACAGAACCUUCUUAUGAACUUGUGAAGAGCCAGCAAUGGGAGGAUAUACCACCAAUUUCUGGGGUGCAGCAACAAGUGGCGAGGCAGUCGAAGGCUUUCCUGUCCCUGGGAAAGAUGGCCGAAGUGCAGGUGAGCCGGCGGCGAUGCGGGGCCGAGAAGUCGUGGCUGUGGUUCGCCACGGUCAAGUCCCUGAUCGGCAAGGGGGUGAUGCUCGCCGUGAACCAAGGCCGCGUGCAGACCAACGUGCUCAACAUCGCCAACGAGGACUGCAUAAAAGUGGCGGCCGUCCUCAACAACGCCUACUACCUGGAAAACCUGCACUUCACCGUCGAGGGCAAGGACACGCACUACUUCAUCAAGACCACGUCCCCCGAGAGCGACCUGGGCACGCUGCGGCUGACGAGYGGGCGCAAGGCGCUGGAGAACGGCAUCAACGUGACGGUGUCGCAGUCCACGACGGUGGUGGGCGGCAGGACUCGCAGGUUCGCCGACGUGGAGAUGCAGUUCGGCGCGCUGGCGCUGCACGUGCGCUACGGCAUGACGCUGGACGAGGAGAAGGCCCGCGUGCUGGAGCAGGCCCGCCAGCGCGCGCUGGCCAGCGCCUGGGCCCGGGAGCAGCAGCGCGUGCGCGACGGCGAGGAGGGCGCCCGCCUCUGGACAGAGGGCGAAAAGAGGCAGCUGCUGAGUGCCGGCAAGGUGCAGGGAUACGAUGGGUACUAUGUACUCUCUGUGGAGCAAUAUCCGGAAUUGGCGGACAGCGCUAACAACAUACAGUUCCUCAGACAAAGCGAGAUAGGGAAGAGGUAACACCCUGGCUUAGCUCAGGCUGCCAAAGAGACCGUGUACCAAGUGGCUUCGGAAAAGGAGGCCAAACUGGUUUGCUGCAUUACUACUUGAGCCUAAGCUUACACCUUUGCUCAGAUUUUUUUCUGUAGCACAAUCCGAACGGACUCUGUAAGGAAAGGAGCGCCUUCCAGAAGAAUGGUAACUGCUAAUGACAAAACUUUUUUGUUUUGUUUUGUUUUUCUCAGUGACCUUAAAGGUGAUCUGCUUUAAAGAAUAUGUUUACAUAUGCAUAUCGCUGCACUCGAGUUGGACUGAGAAGUAUUGAAAAAGGAAGAAGAAGAAAAAAAAAACCAACGAAAAGAAAAAAGGCCUAAAGAUUUUUCAACAGGCUGCCUGUUCCUUUGAGGCACUGUAUUUAAUUACGAUACAGACCCAUACAGUGUUUCCAAAUAUUACUGAAUUGUUGACCUUUGCUUACAGAAAUAGUCUCUCUCUUUCUCUCUCUCUCUCUCUCUCUCUCUCUUUCUGCAUAGGAUGUGAUAUAUAUCUGUUAAUUUUAAAACAUGGGGCAAAAAUUACUGUUUAUAGACAACCCAACUGCUUUAAACUGUGCUGCUUUCUAAAAGGACAUUGGCACAAGUGACUUAUGCUACCAUGGGAAUUUAAUAAUGGAUUUUACAAUGCUAACAUGGUUUGCCUUGGGGGGAGGAAUGGCAGUAGAAUCCUUGUUAUAGAUAAGCAAAGGAAACCCUGAUUUUUUUGUAAAUUAUGUGAGACAAGUUGUUUAUGGAUUUUUAUAUGAAUUACAAUUUACUGUACAUCAAAUAUUAGUCUCAGAGGAGUUAAUUUAUGUAAAGUGUUUAAAAAAGUUUAUACUUAAAAAAUAAAAYGAUAAAAACGUGUGCUGUGUGUGAUUUUUUUAAAGAAAAAAAAAACAAAAGGAAUUGCACCUUUUACGUUAUAGCUGUACAGUAUAAAGGAUUAUAUUGUAGAGAUAUAACAGUGAUGACUAAUGUCCAAAAGUGUUAAUAUUUUUGUAUUAGGUUUGAAGCUGUGCAUCUAUCACUCUGCUGAUAGGAUGGAACAUGCCAAAGUGGCUGGCACGAUCCGACCGCAGCUCCCUCCCCUGCCGCCCCUCUCCCGUCACCCAGGCCAGUGCCACUUCAUCAGUCAUUGUUAGAAGGCACAGAAACCAAAUAAGUCUCGUUUAUUAUGAUGGAAGACUUUAAUAGGUUGGGUUUUCCUUGUCUUUUUCCAGCCCUGAUGUAAUAAAUGGACAUUUAUUCGUACCAAGUGGGGUUUUCUGUUGUUUUUUUAGAAGCUUUGUUUCACAACGGAGAGAAUAGUGUCUCAGGUGCUUGGCGCAUUGUGUGUAGAAGAAGAAGAAGAAAUGAUGUAGUUUCAUCCAGUUUUGUCAACUUUGUCUUCUGUAUAAUACAACUCUCUUAGAUGUUACGACCGCAGAGGGAGGAAGGGUCCCCGUGGCCCAGCUCUGUGGGCAGGCAAGGCUGUGCCGUGGGUCCGAGCCCUGGAACCCCCCUGCUGCGAAGACUGACCGUGGGGAGGGAGAGGAAGGGUCACCCUGGUGCCCAGUGUGCAUCUCCGCAUAGAAUCCAUAGAUUUGGCAUGCCCUGCUCCAGGACCCCCCCGUGUCUGCUUUGUUGCAGGACAGAACUGAAGCGUGCAGCUGGUUCCUCAUAGGAAGCCUGCGACGGCAUCUGUGGCAUCCGCUCUACUUCUUGGCUGAAGCCGUUCUCAGAGCUUUACUCUCCUGAGCGCUAAAUUCAGCCACAAAAAGUCAUAUUUUUAAGAUGAGACAAAAUUGGAGUUUUUUGAUGUUCAUUGAAAUAUACACAGUAUUUCUAUCCAUGUAUUAUAAUGACAAAAACAUAGUAAGUGAACGUGUCUUAACUAUGAAUGGUUCAAGUGGAUGUAAUAAAAAUAGUUUUCUAACUGCUUUGUAUUCUGAGAUUCUAUGGUAUUACGUACUCCAAAUUGCACAUUAGGAUUGUUUGGUAAACGGAUUGGAACUUCUCCCAGCCAAGCGGCUACCGAAUCYACAGUUAGCAGUGCUGUUCCUGUAGGUGUGUCUUUGGUAGAGCA